Molecule: messenger RNA, 618 nt
Organism: Rotaria sp. Silwood2
Lineage: Eukaryota; Metazoa; Rotifera; Eurotatoria; Philodinida; Philodinidae
Source: the annotation of a GenBank genome assembly
AUGAGUGAAGUAUAUUGGUCAUUCGAUGGUAUAACAAACGAUCUUUAUAAUAUUUAUAAUGGAAUAUUAAUAAAUAAUCCCUCAUAUACUCCAAUAUUAUCAAAUCAACCAUAUAUAGGACAAGGUCGAGGACUUAGUUUAUUAUCAUCAUUAAAUCAAUAUUUUCUUGUUUCAACACCAUUUCUUAAUUUGAAUUCAAUAAGUUUUACAAUUGAAUUAUGGAUUUAUCCAAUUAUAAAUAAUACCGAAGAUUAUGGUAUAUUUAGUCAAUGUCAAUGUUCAACAUGUACAAAUCAAUGUUUUUAUUUAAUUAUUAGAUCAUUUCAUUUAUUUGUAAGUUUUAAAAAUAAUGAUUUAAUUAGUAAUAUUAUAUUAAUAAGUAAUACAUGGUAUCAUAUUGCAUUUAUUUAUAAUUAUAAUACAAAAGAACAAAUAUUAUAUAUUAAUGGGAUACAAGAUAACAUUAAAUUAAAUGCAAACUCUUAUCAAAUUACAAAUGGUAUUAUUGAAAUAGGUGCAUCAAAAAUUGGUUUAAUAAAAAAUUCUUUUAAUGGUUAUAUUGAUAAUUGUAAAAUAACAUUACGAACAAAAUCUUCUAUAGAAAUUUUAAAUGANUAA